Messenger RNA from Nicrophorus vespilloides, 1613 nucleotides. Its product is annotated as RNA polymerase II degradation factor 1-like. The coding region runs from base 59 to 1114 and encodes 351 amino acids. The transcript has 3 exons. NCBI's taxonomy places the organism in Eukaryota, Metazoa, Arthropoda, Insecta, Coleoptera, Silphidae. The record is from RefSeq and is a predicted model, not a curated record.
CGAGCUCGUAUACUCAUGAAUACACUCUCACCGUGUAUACCAUCAAACGAGCAGCAUCAUGAAAGUACCAGCUGUAUUUUUCCUCGUUGUCGUUGCCGUGGCUUUGGCCAAGGAGCAGACAGCGGAUAAGGAAAAGCGAGGAGCUACGUACACCACCCAGAGAAACUACGGCGGAGCCGAAGCCGCGUACGCCAAGGUGUCACCGCAGACCUUUGGCGCCACAUCCAAGGAAUUGGCUUACGCCCAACAACCCCAAUACCAGCAGAUCAAAUACACCCAGUCUCAGCAAGCCCCUCAAGCAGCGUAUCAGCAACAACAAUACGAGCAGCAGUACGAGCAAGCUUAUGCCCAACCGACCGUCACCAAAUUGGCUCCAUCUAAGGUCGCUUACGCCGCCCAAGCGCCAGCCCAAGUUCCGUAUUCUUUGGCCUCCGACGUCUCUUCCUUCAGCUACAACAGCCCAUUGGUUGCUUACUCUAAUUUGGGACUGAUCAUGCAAUCCAGCGGAAAAACCGCCCAAGCUCAAGCUCCUCAACAAGUGCAGUACACUUCUCCAAAACUAGCUUACAGCAAAGUUCCUCAGCAAGUAGCUUACAAUGCCGCUCCACAAAAAGUCACCUACGCCGCUGUAUCUCCACAACAAGUUGCCUACGCCGCGGCUCCGCAAAGAGUAGCUUACAAUUCUCCACAACAAGUUGAGUACUCUAAAGUUGCGUACGCCGCCGCCCCACAGAUUGCUUACCCUCAAGCCCCGCAGAAAGUUGCUUAUCAGGAAUACGAUAAAGCCGCUUACGCAGCUGCCCAGCAAGUAACUUAUGAAGCUGCCCCUCAAAAGGUCGCCUACGAAGCCGCUCCUCAAAAGUACACAUACGAAGCUUCUCCACAGAAAGUCACCUACGAAGCUGCUCCACAAAAGGUAACUUACGAAGCCGCACCACAGAAAGUGGCCUAUUCUCAACCAACCUUCACCCCUCAAGAACUUGCCUACGCUCAACAACAAUACCAACAAUAUACCGCAUCCCAUUCAUCUCCAAAAGCAGCCUACGCUUCUCCACAGGCCGAAUACUACGCCCAAACUAAAUACGCCAAUCCAGGAGUUACUUACGCCCAGUAACUCCGCUCAUCAGCUAAUUUAAAAUAAAUUUAUCUUUUGUAAAUACUCCUUCAUGCCACUUUCAUCCAAAUACUUACUUUUUAUAUAUUUUAUGUGUUUUUUUUUUAUAUAAUACUAUUUUUUUAUACCAAUUUUUAUAUAUCCUAUUACUUAGAUUUGUAAUGAGCGAGCGUUUACUUUUGUUUUUUGAAAUGAAAUAAAAUUAAACCCUUUAAAAUAUUGUCUGAUACAAAACCCCCGUUUCUCGCUAUUGUUGGUAGCGAAUUUAUGCAAUAUGGAUGGAAUUCGUUGGGGAAAUUAGCCGAAGCGCGAAAUUAGUGUUGUCGACCACAGAGACGUAAAUCCGAAAGAGUUGACAUUACUUUUCUAUCACUGAGCGACAAAUUGAGUUUUCCUUGAUGGAAUUCGUUGUAUACAAUAGGAACCCCAUAAUUAAAUUCGGUUUUCCAUUAUUAUAUGAAUUGAAAAUUCAUUAAUUGACAAGUUUUUGAACCAAUUA